Ficedula albicollis (Collared flycatcher) is the source of this 4407-nucleotide messenger RNA. RefSeq names its product mitogen-activated protein kinase 1 interacting protein 1-like (gene MAPK1IP1L). The transcript is spliced from 4 exons. Lineage: Eukaryota; Metazoa; Chordata; Aves; Passeriformes; Muscicapidae. Bases 947 to 1720 code for a protein of 257 amino acids. The record is from RefSeq and is a predicted model, not a curated record.
UGGCAGGGAGUGGAACAAGAUGAGCUUUAAGGUCCCUUCCCACCCAAACCAUUCUGGGAUUCUUUAAAGGCUCUGAAGUGUUGAUAUUUAACGCCUGAAUCUGCAGAAAUUUGCAUAUUUUAGAAAACAUUUAGAAGCCGUCAAAGACUUGGUGUCUCUUCCAUUUUCUCCGUGUGCUAUGUUGGGUAGUUACACUUAUGUGGGCAGAAAUCCUGUUGUGGAUGAGGUUAUGCUGGUAGGAAUUAGUCAUGUUAGAGUGACAAAGGAACCUCUCUGCCGAGGCAGCCGUGCCACCCUGUGGAAAUGCAGCACAGCCUGUUGCAUAUCCAGAAAACCUUUCUCUGUGUCUGAAAGAUGAUCUUGGAGACAGGAACUAAAUCUGGCACGUCAAGUGUUGGAAAAAUGUCAUACAACUCAAAAAAAACCAGGAAAGCAGUUGAUGCUUAGUUUUGGGUAAGGAAGAAAAAAUGCUUUGGACAGCUCUUGUUAACGAGGGUCUAUAAGGACUGAUGGUGGAUAAAAGCCAGGAAAGGCCAAAGCAUGGGGAAAAUUGCUACUACAUCAUAGUUUCAAUGAGAUGGAUGCAAUCCAAGAGGGUUUAGAGCUGAAAAAACCAGCGUGGAGCUGGUUUGUUGUGGAAGCUGUUUAGUAGGAUGGAUUUAGCACGGCACACGUAGCACCACGCUUCCAGAAACAGGCGUUGCACAGAGCUCUGAGCCUCCACUUGCUUGUGAAGGCUGUUGGAAGGACUCUCCUGCCAGAGCUGUGCUGGAAUUGUGCUUCCCAGCCUUUCUCUUCCCAGUGCAGCCUGAGCCCGGCAGCCUCGCUCGUCUCACCUGCCUGCUGGUGAAUUUUGGGAGCAGCUCCUGGAGGCCUUGGUCUGUGGCCUGAAGGUUUUGCAGGGGAUCGUUUCUGGGCAGGUGCAGUGAAGUCCUUCCUGCCUCUCAUGGCUCUUCAGGAUAAAGGCACAAUGUCUGGAACUGAUGAUUUUUCGUUGGCAGAUGCUUUACCCGACCAGUCGCCCGCUAAAACCUCCAAAGUGAGCAGCAGCAAGCCUGGCCAGCAGCCCGGGCAGCCUCCGCAGGGCUGGCCGGCCUCCAACCCUUGGAAUAACCCCAGCGCCCCCCCUAUGACUCCAACGGGACUGCCACCAAACACCUCGGCUUCCAGCGUGCCCUUCGGACCUCCUCCCACGGGAAUGUAUCCUUCAAUGCCCCCGGGACCGCCUGCUCCAUUUCCUCCUCCUCCUACUGGACCCUCCUGCCCUCCUCCUGGUGGUCCAUAUCCACCCCCAACUGUGCCGGGUCCUGUCCCUCCAGGGCAGUAUCCUCCACCAAAUAUGCCCUUUCCAGAGCUUCCACGACCUUACGGAGGUCCAACGGAGCCAGCUGCACCUCCUGCUCCUGUUGGGCCGUGGGGAUCCAUGCCCUCUGGAGCAUGGGGACCAACAAUGGGAGGGCAGUAUCCUGCUCCCAGCAUGCCAUAUCCACCCCCAGGGCCAUAUUCUGCUCCUACCCAGACUCCAGGGGCUGCGCCGACGGUACCGUGGGGUACGGUGCCGCCCGGAACGUGGGGACCGUCACCGCCCGGCCCAUUCCCUCCACCCACAGGAUCGUACCCAGCUCCAGGACUAUAUCCUACGCCCCCUAAUCCUUUUCAAGUGCCAUCUGGUCCUGCUGGUGCUCCAUCAAUGCCUGGUGGUCCCCAUCCUUACCGCUGAAUACAUUCUGGGCAACAAAAUACUGUAGUUUUCCACCUUCAUCCACUACUUACAGAGAUUUUUACAGUUUUUGUUUCAGUAAUGUAUGGGGCUAUGAAGAAUAUUGCCUCUUGUAUGUGCAUUUGAGGUAUGAAGGAGCAGUUUGCAUCAAUUUACCUUGCUCAUGUGCUGGCAUAAUUAUUUGGUUUAAUCAAGUGAAAUACAAAGAGAAGAUAUCAACUAACACACCUGUGGUUCUUAUGUUGGCAAGCAUUCCUUGGAAAAACAGAGUUGCCAUGUAAGGAUUAUAAAGAAUCAGGCCCAUGGAAUUAAAACAAAGUUAAUUCUUAAAUUUCCAUUAAUGCUUUAAGUCUCGUUGCCAGACUCCUGCUGGUCAUUGAACAGAUGGAUAGUCAUAUUUUGUCUAUUUUAUUCUAAAAAGUCAAUAGAGAAAGUGUUUCAACAUUUUAGUCAAGAAACCUAAUUUUUGAACGUGCUACAGUAAUUCAAACUAACAAGACAGAGCAUGUGAACUGGAAGGUUUUCUCAGCAUUUUGUACAUACUCAAACCAAUUGCUCGGUCUGGGACUACGGAGGAGAAGAGCCACGUUUGGAAGCCUUGGUGUGACUUGUCAGCACACUGUUGGUGUUCACAAACAGGCAUUCCUGUGCAAGUGAAAUAACCUGGAUGUGCAGUUAACUUUGAAUCAGCAAAAUGUGAGUUUUAUGCAUGCCAAUGAGGACAUCCUGUUGCCAGUUCUCAUUCUGUGGUGGUUGGAAGUUUGGCUUGGUCUGUGUAAAGAGAAACUGAUCCCCACGUAGGUACUUCCCUAUUUCUGACCUGGGUUCUAGUCAUUUCAAAUUUGACUUGGCUGCUGGGUUGUGUAAACCUGGCAGACUUUUUCAGAGUCCCUGGAAACUGAACUUGAGCUUAAAACCCACCCUGAGCAUUCCCUUCCCAGCAGUUUUUGGCACAGCUGUGUCAGGACGGAGAUCCUCUGCGCCGUUGGGCGCCAGGGGGUCUCAUUUGCCGUCCCUGUGCCCAGCUGGGUGUCUGCAUACCUCACAGAGCAGGUGGAAUUUGGGAGAAAUUGAAUGUCAGGAAGCCUGUGCACUGCUGUGCAGCUGCCUCUCCCAGGGGCACUGCCCUGAGUUGUCGUGUUCUUGCCGUGCCUGUGCCAAGCACAUCGAGGGUUUGCCGAGACACAGCCAAUCUCUUGGUGGUACUUCAUGGCCUGCACUUGGACCACGGACAGCUUGUUUCCUCCCCAGCUGGGGAUCUCCUAGCUUAGCCUCUGUGGGUAGAAUUAGGAACAGAUUUUGCUUCACAUGGUAGCUCAUUAGGGAGUCUUUGUAUCAUGGAACUGUGAACACGAGUUAAUUCUCUUCCAGUACCUUUGUGGCUUCCUGCGUGCGUGUGAUGGACACUCUAAGAGCACAUGGGGUGACCUGGUGGUGAUGCUCCCUGGUAGUCAUAGCCUUUAUGGCAAAGUCCUACAGUAUUUUUGCAGGAGAAAGCCAGCUGAGCUGUGGCUGCUUUAAUCCAACAUCAUGAAAGCUGAUAGCAAAGGAAUGUCUAUUUUUUGUUUUAGGAAGACAGUACUGGAGCUGAACAAAAAUACUUUAACAUUUCAACUUAAACCCCCCCAGCAACUUAACCCUUGGAAUAAGAACCAAAAGUGCAAGUCUUCGCUAACCUUAAAAAAAACAACCCAGUUGCCCCCAAGCAGACUUGGCAAGACUAAUUAAUAAUCAACAUAAGCAACAUUGACUGCAUUUGCUCAAGUGCUUUUUUGAUACCUGCAGCCUUAGUCUGUAAAUCAUUGCAAUGAAAAAACAUUUAUUCCAAAUGAAUGGAUCAUGCAGUAGCAGCACUCCAGUUGGAAUUGCACUGGCCAUAUGUCUCUGCAGGGAAUGGGAAGAGGUAGGAAAGGAUAAAGCAAAAGUAGCAAGUAAUGAUUUUUGGAAAGGGGUUUUGUAAAAGUAACUAGACUUCUAGGUUCUUCCUGAAAUAGGCAGGAUUUAUUACUGGAACAUUUAGGCUAAAAUUCAAUAUAUAUGGGAUGUUUUUCAAUGUAUAUUCGUAUUUCUUGAGGUCAUGAAAACUGUUUCAUAACCCCUUUGUUUUUGUGAGCAGAGUUCUUUGCAUAGCAGUGAAAAGGGUAUUCCUGUUAAUCUAUUGUGUAAAAACUCAAGGUGUCACUAUAUACCGUGUAGUAACUUUAUCACAUGUUAUGUCAAGUGUGAGCAACUUCUGGCCUGAAGCUUUUGCAAUGGAAUUUGUACAUUUCUAUGCAUCAUUUUGAGUUCAAUUGCUGAGGAGUUCGUUUUGACUUGUGCUUUGAGGUUGACAUACUGCAUUUGUUUACAAUACGAAAUAUAAGCAAUCACAUCUUUAAAGUAUAGAUUAUCACCUGCUGCUGUAUUUUCUUUAGAUGAAACAAAUAUUGCUGUAUGAUAGUGAGAAGCUAUAAAUACAGGAUUUGAUAUUUUUUUGAAAAUGCUGUCACUUUUGUAUAAGAUUAGACAUUAAACGUAUUUUCAAGACUGUUGUGUUCACUGUUUUUCAAUUCCUGCUUUUGACAUGCCUGUGUAGACUUUUGCCUUGAAUGAAUAGUAAAAAUAGGACAUCCUUGAUUUGCAAAGCCUGAAUAUAAAAUCAGAAUUACUUGACUUCUGUGAGUGUUUUUCCUCUUCCUUUUGUGAUA